GGCCAAGAUAUUUUCCGAAAGGAAGGUGCCUUCGGAGAAGAAGCAAAUCUACGGAUCUGCAGCUAGUUCGCUGUAUCAUUCUCAAAGUCAAGGUCUCCUCCUCACCCAGCAAGAUUCAUUGCGACGCAUACGCUCUUCCUUAGCUUCUUUUCUACUACUAUGUCAUAGCUUGUUUCGGUCUCUGCCGCCCGGACCUGCUCGUCGGACUGCGCCGGCGCGGCGCGACGGAGCGGCGGCGGCCCAGGCUGCACUUUGUGCUCCUGGAUCUGGCAGGCGGACCUAGGUUAUCCCCAUACCAGGGAGCAGGGGGAGCAACGAGCUUGCCCAAGACUCGCUUUUUUGUCCACCUACAAUUUUCAUCUCUUGACGCUAGAUCGCCAUCUGUGGUCGAUUCGUCGGGUCAAUCGCACCCACGCCUCGGCUUUCAAGCUGUCUGCUUGACUGAGUACUACUUCCGUCACUAGCAAAAAUCGCCCCCAUGGCUCGGCUUUCAAGCUGUCCUGCUUGACCGUGUUUAAAAUUUUCAGCACAAAUGGCGGAGGCAGUGCUCCUUGCUCUCGGAAAGAUUGGGAAUGUUUUAGCUAAUGAAGCUGCCAAGGCCUUGGUAGCCAAGCUGUCAAAAAAAGUUAGUAAUCUGAUUGAUCUGGAUGACAAGAUUGAGCAAAUAAAAAAGCAAUUAAAUACCAUGAACAAUGUCAUACGGCAGAUAGGCACAACGUACCUCACCGACGAAGUCGUAAAGGGUUGGAUUGGGGACGUGAGGAAGUUGGCCUACCAUGUUGAGGAUGUAAUGGACAAAUACUCGUAUCACUCUCUUCAAAUGUUGGAAGAAAAAUUUCUGAAGAAGUGCCUCAGAGGAUCACAUUAUGUUCUGGUUUUCAGCCAAAUUGCUGAUGAGGUAGUCAAGAUAGAGAAGGAGAUCAAGCAAGUUAUAGAACUCAAGGAGAAGUGGUUGCAACCAUCCCAGCUUGCUCAUGACCCUCUUAUUGAGAUGGGAAAACAAGAUAGAUUCCCUGAACUUGUGAAAGAUGAAGAUCUUAUUGGAAUUGAAGAUAACAGGAGAAUGCUGACUGAAUGGCUGUACUCGGAUGAGAUGGACAGUACAGUGAUAACGGUGUCAGGUAUGGGUGGGUUGGGAAAAACAACCCUCGUCACAAAUGUUUAUGAACGUGAAAAUGAAAAUUUCCAAGCUCGUGCAUGGAUAGCUGUGUCUCAGAACUACACUAUGGCUGGUCUGUUGAGGAAGUUACUCCGGAAGUUACUUGGGAAGGCUGGUUACACUGAACCUGCAUCAUCCAACAUUGACAGGAUGGAUGUUUAUGACUUGAAGGAAGAAAUAAGGCGAACACUUGAAAAUAGGAAAUGUUUGAUCAUAUUGGAUGAUGUCUGGAACCAGGAUGUGUACAUUCAAAUGCGAGAUGCGUUACAUAAUUCUUGUGCAAGUCGCAUUAUCAUCACCACGCGGAAGAAUCAUGUUGCCGCUCUUGCUCUCUCGACACGUCGUAUCGAUCUCAAGCCUUUGGGGGAUACAAAUGCAUUUGAACUCUUCUGCAGAAGGGUCUUUUAUAUCAAAAGGGACCAUGAGUGUCCCGAUUAUCUCAUGAAAACUGCUACGUCUAUAGUUGAUAGGUGCCGGGGCCUGCCACUAGCAAUUUUAACAAUAGGCGGAUUCUUGUCUUCGAGGCCACAAACACGAUACGUUUGGGAGCAAAUAUACAAUCAACUCUCAACUGAGCUGUCGAACAAUGAUCAUGUCCGGGCAAUUUUAAAUCUGAGCUACCAUGACCUAUCUGGGGACCUCAGAAACUGCUUAUUGUACUGCAGUCUCUUCCCGGAAGACUACCCAAUGCCACGUGAGAGCCUUGUGAGGCUAUGGGUUGCAGAAGGCUUUGUGUUGAGCAAAGGAAACAGCACCCCAGAAGAGGUGGCCGAGGGAAACCUGAUGGAACUGAUAUACCGCAAUAUGCUUGAAGUCAAGGAGACAGAUGAACUGGGAAGGGUGAGCACCUGUACGAUGCAUGAUAUCGUGCGAGACCUGGCUCUUUGUGUUGCGAGAGAGGAACAGUUUGUAUCUGCAAAUGAUUAUGUUACAGUGAUACAGAUGGAUAGGGAUGUUCGUCGUUUGUCAUCAUGCGGAUGGAAAGACAAUACUGCACUGAAAAUCAAACUUCCCCGUCUUCGAACUCUAGUGUCGGUAGGAGCAAUUUCAUCCACACCUGGCAUGCCAUUCUCAGUUUUGUCAGAAUCAAGCUACCUGACUGUCCUCGAGCUACAAGACUCUGAAAUCACUGAAGUACCAUCAUGGAUAGGGACACUCUUCAAUUUACGUUACAUUGGCUUACGCCGCACCAAGGUCAGGUCACUCCCGGACUCUGUUGAGAAACUAUCGAACCUGCAAACUCUUGACAUCAAGCAAACUAACAUAGAGACCCUACCAAGAGGGAUUGUUAAGAUCAGGAAGCUACGACACCUCUUAGCUGAUAGAUAUGCUGAUGAGAAACAGACAGAGUUUCGAUACUUUAUUGGAAUUCAAGCACCAAAAGGACUGCCCAACAUUGAAGGGCUACAGACUCUUGAGACCAUCGAAUCCAGCAAGGACUUGGCCGAGCAGCUGAAGAGAAUGAUGCAACUGAGAAGUCUGUGGAUUGACAAUAUAAGUGCUGCUGAGUGUGCAAAUAUUUUUGCUACCCUGUCAAAUAUGCCACUUCUUUCCAGCUUGCUUCUUUCUGCAAGAGAUGAGAAUGAGGCACUUUGUUUCGAGGCUCUCAAGCCAAGGUCUACACAUCUCCACAAGUUGAUCGUCAGAGGGCAAUGGGCCAAGGGAACACUGGAGUGCCCGAUAUUUUGCAACUACGGGGAAAAUCUCGAGUAUCUAGCUCUAAGCUGGUGUGACGUUGUUGAAGAUCCAUUAGGGAUGCUUGCACCUCACUUGCCGAACCUCACAUAUCUGAGACUUAACAACAUGCGUAGUGCAAAUAGCUUGGUUCUUUCUGCAGAUUCCUUUCCUCUGCUGAAGACGCUUGUGUUAAAGGACAUGCCUCAUGUGAACGAGCUAAAGAUCAUGGAUGGCGCCCUUCCAUGCAUUGAUGGUCUGUAUGUCGUUUCGUUGUCGAAGCUUGGCAAGGUCCCUCAAGGCAUCGAAUCCCUUGGUUCCCUGAAGAAGCUUUGGCUGCUGCGCUUGCACAGGGACUUCAAAACUCAGUGGGACAUGAACGGAAUGCACCAGAAGAUGAGGCGCGUUCCAGAGGUUCGUGUUUGAAUGCGGCAUAGUGGUUCUUUCUGCACUGGCAUCCACGUCAUUCUUGAUUUAAUAAUUCUGGCAUGUUAUAAUUAUUAAGACAUCAUUUGCGAGUCUUGUACUUCCAUAUCGUGAUACGGUUUCUGUUCUGACAAUGUCGGUGUUCAUUGCCUUCAGGAGGCCCUGUACUUUUUUUGUAUUAUUGCAGUUUCAUUUUGUAAAACUGAUUUCAGGAAACAGUUGUGUCGAACAUGUGAGAAAACAGUGUUGUAAAAUUUGUUUA
Molecule: messenger RNA, 3521 nt
Organism: Triticum dicoccoides
Lineage: Eukaryota; Viridiplantae; Streptophyta; Magnoliopsida; Poales; Poaceae
Product: disease resistance protein RPM1-like
Exons: 3
Coding region: 533-3259 (908 amino acids)
Biological process (GO): defense response to other organism
Molecular function (GO): ADP binding
Source: RefSeq, a predicted model, not a curated record